AUGAAUGCUAAUAAGAGCAGUAACAGAAAUAAUACCACGGAUGACGUUAUACCACCAAAUCAAUUUCUUGAUGAAAUUGAUGCACCGGUAUUUGUAUUUGUAUGUAUUUCUGAUAAUAAGCAAUAUGGCCCGCAUCAUAACGAUUUGGCCCGCGUUACUAAAUCUUGGCCGGCAUUAUGUUUCAAAAAGUUGUUGCUUAAUUUUGGAGGAAUACAAGAAAAAGUUGGAGAGCGAGAAUCAGAAACCAAAGCCAAUAUUAAUAAUUUGGAAGAAAAGGUUAGAGAACGAGAAGAAACCAAAGGAAUUAUUAAAAAUUUAGAAGAAAAGGUUAAAGAAGAGACCAAAGCCAAGCAAGUAAUUAUUAAUAAUUUAGAAGAAAAGAUUAGAGUACGAGAAGAAUCUAAUAAUUAUCCUACAUAA
Funneliformis mosseae is the source of this 420-nucleotide messenger RNA. NCBI's taxonomy places the organism in Eukaryota, Fungi, Glomeromycota, Glomeromycetes, Glomerales, Glomeraceae. The record is from the annotation of a GenBank genome assembly.